CAUACUAGAGAUUCCGAGGGUGAAGUUCCCAGUCGGAAAGGAUGACAUAUAUCUCAAAGUCGUUACCGGAAGCUCGGGAGACUACUCAACAGUACUCAUGAAGCCGGAAGAGGCGGAAGAUCGUAUAUAAAGCGAAUGAAACAAUGCUAGAUCUUCAAUGUUAAUCUUUACGAUCAACCGAAACCGAAUUCAUAACCUCAAUCAGAUAUCGUCCAGCACCCAAGUCUAGCUACAACUCACAACUUCCUUCGCGCAUCAUCACAAUGUCCACCUAUCAAACAGUCCAGACUCAAUAUGUCGCUGUUGACAACACCCGGGUCGCUUACCGUCGACUUGGGGUAAAGAAUAAGAUUCCCUUGCUUUACGUCAAUCACCUUCGCGGCUCAAUGGACACUCUCGACCCCCUUCUCUUCAAUACGAUUGCGAGAACCAGAGAGGUUAUCGUGUACGACAGUUUCGGUAUCGGGCAUAGCGAGGGCGAAGUGCCCCCUUCCACUGAAGUCAUGGCUUCAAUUGCGGCCAAGUUUCUGUCUGCCCUUGGUGUUACCAAGGCUGAUGUGAUUGGAUUUUCUAUGGGAGGCGGCGUAGCUCAAAUUUUGGCAUGGAACUACCCUCAGCUGGUCCACAAGUUGAUUCUGGCUGGGACCCAACCAGGUGUCGGAGAAGGAGUUGUCCUGCCACCCCGCGAGGUCCUUGAAAGCGCCGGUACAGCCAAUGACGAGCCACCCACCAAGGAGGACAUGUUCCGUCUCUUCUACUACCCGUCGGAGACAAGCCUGGCACUUGGUGAAGCGUGGUGGAAGCGGAUCCACGAGCGAAACGUCGACGGCGAGGAGCGUAGAGAGUAUCUGAUUGGACCCGGGGCAAGGGCACAGCUCAACGCAAUCUUCUCAUUCACGGUCGACACGGACAACUUUGAGCGCGUGAAGAGUAUCAAAGCUCCAACUUUAGUCACCAACGGCCACACUGACAUCAUGUCACCAACUUCCAACAGCUUUACUCUUCAACAAAACUUGUCGAAUGCUCAACUCAUUAUCUAUCCUGAUGCUGGCCACGGUCAUCUCUUCCAGUACCCAGAACUCUAUACGCGUCACCUCAACCUCUUCCUUGACAGCACUGAGUAGUCAGACUUUCUUAAGUAGCCUCAUUAUGGAGAAUGUGAUCCCAGUUGAGCAACAUUAGCAUGAUUGAACAUUGCAAGAACGUGAAAGCUUGGAGUUGCAGCAUACUUGAGUUGAGCGCCACACGCGCUGCUGAUCACUACCAUACGAUGCGGCUCGCCACGAGCCGAUGGCCCGUCUCAUACGAGUUGUAAAUACAUCAUACGACCUCACACAUUGGUUCCAGACUGGCUAAUCCGGAAACUGUCCAGGUGCAAAGAUACAUAGUGGGAGUGCCGCAUAGAAAAUAGACAUCCACCUUGAC
This is a messenger RNA of Colletotrichum godetiae, 1425 nucleotides long. RefSeq names its product hydrolase. The record is from RefSeq and is a predicted model, not a curated record. The transcript has a single exon. Bases 264 to 1124 code for a protein of 286 amino acids. Lineage: Eukaryota; Fungi; Ascomycota; Sordariomycetes; Glomerellales; Glomerellaceae.